Pedinophyceae sp. YPF-701 is the source of this 1839-nucleotide messenger RNA. Lineage: Eukaryota; Viridiplantae; Chlorophyta; Pedinophyceae. The record is from the annotation of a GenBank genome assembly.
AUGCACGCGCACCUAUCACGCUCCGCGGCGCCCCUGCUUGCUGGACGCCUGGACUCUCGUCGCCUGACAGCUCGGAGGUCGCGCGCGACGGCGGUGGUGCGCGCAGAGAGCAAGUCCAGCCAGGCGCCCCCGAGGCAGAAGUGGGAUUUCCAGCGCUUCCUGAAGACCGCCCUCUUCUUCAACCCGCCGUCCGCGGGCGGCAUCGCGCGCGCCGUCACCGCGCCGAUCCGCAUCCUCGGCAAACUGGCCGGCGUCGCCGGGGACGAGGAACAGCCCGCGCCGCUGCUCCGUGUGCGCGGCCCAGGCAGCGUUCAACCAAUCUCCGCCGUAACGGAGGACCAGAUGCUCGGCAAGGGCGCCGUACUCGUCACCGGUGCCACGGGGGGCGUCGGCAAGCGCGUGGUCGAGAUCCUGCUGUCGCGCGGCGAGCGCGUGCGCGCGGUCGUGCGCAGCACCGAGAAGGGCGAGAAGCUCCUCGCGCCGCUCGCGUCCGCGCACCCGAACGGCACCCUCGAGAUGGUGGCGGCGGACCUGUCGCAGGAGAUGACGCUGCUGCCGGAGCUCUUCACGGGCGUCCGCGCGGUGGUGUCGUGCGCGGCCGCGAAGGUCCGCCCGAAGGAGGAGGUCCCCGACAGCGCCGAGGCCGACGCCAAGUACUACCAGGGCAUCAAGUUUUACGACCCCCGGGUCGUCGGAGACACCCCCGAGGCGAUCGAGUUCCGCGGCGUCGCGAACCUCGCGCGCAUCGCGAGCGAGCACGUUCCGCUGCCCGGCGGCCGCGUGCUGCUGGACCCCGCGAAGGGCGCGGCCGGGAACCCGGAGUGGGGGGCGCUGGACGACGUGGUGAUGGGCGGCGCGAGCUCGUCGACGCUGCGCCUCGCGGACGCCGGCGGGGAGGACGGCGGCCCCGUCGCGCUGUUUUCCGGCAACGUCACGUCGGCGAACAACGGCGGCUUCACGUCGGUCCGGACGAGAAACUUCGACCCGCCGCUCGACCUCGGGGCGUACGAGGGCAUCCGGCUGCGCGUCAAGGGCAACGGGAUGCGGUACAAGCUCAUCCUGCGGUGCGACGGCGGCUGGGACAGCUUGGCGUACUGCCGGAGCUUCGACACCCCCCCGGGGGAGUGGACUGACGUCAACAUCCCCUUUGCCGAGUUCAAGGCCACGUUCCGGUCCAAGACGGUCAAGGACGGGAAGCCCCCGGACGCGUCGCGCAUCUUCUCGAUCCAGCUCAUGCUCUCGAAGUUCGAGUACGACGGCAAGCUCAACCCCAGCUUCCGCGAGGGCCCCUACGAGCUCCCCGUGGCGUCCAUCGCGGCGUACCCGCCGGAGCGCGCGAACGCGGCCGACCGCCCGUGCGUCGUGCACGUGAGCUCCGCGGGCGUCACGCGCCCGGACCGCCCCGGCAUCGACGUCGAGGUCGAGCCGCCCGCGGUCAAGAUGAACGCAAUGCUCGGGGGACUGUUGACGUACAAGCUGCGCGGGGAGGACGCGCUGCGGACGUCCGGCGUGCCGUACGCGAUCGUGCGGCCGACGGCGCUGACGGAGGAGCCCGGCGGCAUGCCGCUUGUGUUCGAGCAGGGCGACACGAUCAAGGGCAAGAUUUCGCGGCAAGACGUGGCGGAGCUGUGCUGCGCGCUGCUGGACACGAACGGCGCGGCGGGGCUCACGUUCGAGGUGAGCAGCACCGUGCCGUUCUCCGAGGCGUGGGAGGGCGCGGGGGGCGCGACGCAGAUGGACCGCGCGGCGGAGGUGGCAGCCGCAGGGCUCAGGCGGAACGUCACGGGGCGGACGGUCGCGGGGCGGUACACGGGCACGGAGGUUGAUCCGGAGCUGUAG